CUGACAGGAGAGGGAAACUUCAACUGGCGGUUCGUGUUCCCCUUUGACUACCUGGUGGCAGAGGAGAAGAUCGUCAUCUCCCGGAAAGAGACGCUGUUUUCCUGGGACGAGACAGAGUCCAAGAUCCCGGCGCGCCUCAACCUGCAGGUCUGGGACGCUGACCACUUCUCUGCCGACGACUUCCUGGGGCAAAGUGGAGGCGGAGCUACACCUCAUGUCCGUGGAGGAGGCGGAGAAACAUCCAGCAGGUCUGGGCAGAUCGGAGCCGGACCCUCUGGAGAAACCCAACCGUCCGGACUCCUCGUUCAUGUGGUUCAUGAACCCGUUCAAGUCCCUGCGCUACAUCCUGUGGCACAACUACAAGUGGGUCAUCAUUAAGAUCCUCAUCAUCGCCCUCCUCACCGCCAUGAUCGUCCUCUUCUUCUACGCCAUGCCGGGGUACACCGUCAAGAAAAUCUUCAACGUAUAGAAAACGGACGGACCUGUUUAUGAUUGCUGGGGUCUCAAGAAAAACUUCAACGUCUAGAGCACGGACCUGGCUAUAUAUAUUUUGGGGGACACGAAAAUCUUCAACGUCUAGAAAACAGACGUCCUGUCUCUGUUUGUUGGGGGCAACAAAAAAACUUCAACACCUAGAAAACAGACAUCUUGGGGCGACAAGAAAAUCUUCAACAUCUAGAAAACAACGACAUUGACCUGGCUAUAUUUGUUUGGGAAGAAAAUCAUCAACGUCUGGAGAACGUACUUGUCUGUGUUUACUGGGGCAACAAGAAAAAUAUUCAACGUCUAGAAAACACACGCCCUAGUAAAAACAAAUACAAAACUCAAGUGUAUUCUAUCCUCCUUCUGUCUUACUUUGAAAGAGAUCACAGAGUCUUAAGACUUGGGGGGGGGGGGGGUUCUUUCAUCUACCCAAUGAAGAGUCUUAUCUUCGGCGGACCAAGUUAAGUACUCAAAGAUUCAAGACCGAUAA
Messenger RNA from Aplysia californica (California sea hare), 973 nucleotides. Its product is annotated as otoferlin. The record is from RefSeq and is a predicted model, not a curated record. NCBI's taxonomy places the organism in Eukaryota, Metazoa, Mollusca, Gastropoda, Aplysiida, Aplysiidae. Gene Ontology annotation, biological process: plasma membrane organization.